AACUUGCACAGAGGAAAGAGCUCGGGGAGAUGCUUCACGUCAUCGAUUUCGAGAAAUUGAGGAUCGAGAAUCAGGAUUUUGCAAAGUUGCUCGAGGAGAAGAAUCUUUAUGUGAUCGAUAUGAAGAAGAUCGCAGGUUAUUACCACUUGAAAUUGACGCAACACAAGCAGAAACUGAACGAUCUGUCGGUGAAAUUGAAGGAGUUGAAGGAGGAGACCAUGUUGAAACAGAAACAGAUCGAGGAGAUAAAUGUUGAGUAUGAUAUUUACGCGAGCCAAGUGAAACGGCAGCAGAAAAAAUUGACGCAAUUGUUGAAUUUCACGGAGAAUCAUACUGCGCCUGAUAUUUUAGACUUCAUCAAACUUCAAGAGGAAUACGUGGAAUUAGAGAAAUCUUAUAAAUUAUUGCAGAGACGUAGGAAUAUAGAAAAGAUAAUAUUCGAAGAAUAUAAGAAGCAAACAAUAUUGAAGAACAAAAAUUAAAAAGGGGGCAAAAAGUAGAUUUAUUUAGAACGUUUACCUAGUUUUCCUAUCGUUGCAGUCUCUAAAAUCGUUUCCACUACUCGAACGCAAAACGUUUUUUUUGCUGGGAGCUAGGGAUGCAAUUAUAUCUGUAAAAGAAUUACGACGGUCUAGUACCGUCACUGGUUGCGCCACCGGAUAAUUGGAGUUACGGUGCUUGUUUAGAAGACGAAGGAAGCUUGAAACGAUCGUCCACUUUCCAUGACAGUAUAUACUUUCCAUAAAACACGAAUUAUUCGAAAAAAAAUUUUUUUUUAAACGCAACGACGACUUAAUAAUUUUAUUUUCUGAUCCAGAAAUUCAA
Apis mellifera (honey bee) is the source of this 825-nucleotide messenger RNA. Its product is annotated as coiled-coil domain-containing protein 113. The record is from RefSeq and is a predicted model, not a curated record. Lineage: Eukaryota; Metazoa; Arthropoda; Insecta; Hymenoptera; Apidae. The coding region runs from base 30 to 482 and encodes 150 amino acids. The transcript is spliced from 3 exons.